Drosophila bipectinata is the source of this 294-nucleotide messenger RNA. RefSeq lists its product as uncharacterized. NCBI's taxonomy places the organism in Eukaryota, Metazoa, Arthropoda, Insecta, Diptera, Drosophilidae. The record is from RefSeq and is a predicted model, not a curated record.
AUGCAGUUCUGCCUGGUCUUGGCCUUUGUGGCUCUUUUUGGUAUGGUGUUGGCUCUGCCAACUGGAGAGAAUACGCUCCAGGAUCAGCCUGUGGCAGCUACCAAUCUGGAGGAUGUGGCGGACUUUGGCGCACAACAUGCCGCCGAAGGCGACCGAUCAGCCCGCUGGUUGUGGAACAAGUGGGGAGGACACGGCGGCUGGGGUGGAGGGUGGAGCAGCGGUUACGGAGGUUACGGUGGCGGAUGGAACAGAGGAUACGGAGGCGGCUGGCGCAUCUACAAGUCUUGGUGGUAG